This is a messenger RNA of Lethenteron reissneri (Far Eastern brook lamprey), 9566 nucleotides long. Its product is annotated as uromodulin-like 1. Gene Ontology annotation, cellular component: extracellular region. The record is from RefSeq and is a predicted model, not a curated record. Lineage: Eukaryota; Metazoa; Chordata; Hyperoartia; Petromyzontiformes; Petromyzontidae. Gene Ontology annotation, molecular function: protein binding; peptidase inhibitor activity; calcium ion binding.
UAGGUGCGGGUGGUUGUUCAGGUAAAGCAAACAUUCUUAUGUACCCAGCCAACAUCCUACACAAUUGCAGGACUCAAGCCAGGGCGUCAUAUCUCACGGCAGCGCCCCCAAGGAACAAUUUCGCAAGCUUACCCGGAGAUAAAUAUAAGACGUUGGGACUGUUGAGGAACGAUCAAGACGAGGGAGGAAUAAAAAAAACCUUGGAAAGGUUUCAGCGCUGGACGCUGACAUCGAGUCUCGAAGCAAUAGAGCAGAGAGGCAUUGUUGUCUUUGAAGGAGAACGUUGAAUUGCAAAUCACUUUAGUGAAAAACAAUAUUUAAAAAAAGUAGCUCGUAUAUUUAGGUAUAUUAUUUAAUCGAUAUAUAGUUUGACAGCAAUGGCAUUUGUGACUCGUGUCGCGAAAUGUGUGUGUAUUUUCGUGACGAUCGUUCUUGGAGCAAGUGAAGUUGCGUCAGCGGCGAGCAUGCGACCCCUGCGCGGCUACCACCUGUGCCGCGGCGAGGUGCUGGUGAACCGCUCGGCCAUGGAGAGCUACACGGAGUCUUUCGCCAAGCUGUCCCUGUGCCAAAACGGCUGGCUGGCGCACGUGUGCUACAAGACGGGCUACCGCGUUGCCUACCGGCCCGUCGUCCACACGCAGCUCGAGAACGCUACCGUUUGCUGCGCGGGCUACGAGAGGAGCGGCUCAUACUGUGUGCUCCCGCUCAACGAGUCGAGCGUGUUUACGUCGAAGCCGGGCGGCUGCCCGGCUUCGCCGCCCGGCGGCUCCACGGCGCCCUGUGCCGGGGACGGGGACUGCGGCAACGCCACCAAGUGCUGCCCCGACGCGGGCGGAGGUGGCGGCCAGCGCACGUGCGCCCCGCCGGUCCCACAAGCGAACACGGGCUACUACGACAUCGAGCUUACUACCACGAUAGAAUACUCGGCAGACCUCCUCGAUCCUCACUCGGCCAGCUUCCUGGAAGCCGCUCGUCUCGUCCACUCGAUGGUGUCGGGCUUGCUGGAGAGCUGGAACGCGACGGGGAUCUACGUGACCGCCUUCGCGCCCUGCACGCUGGGCUUCUGGCGGAGCACCGAGGCCAAGCUGAGGGUCGCCUUCAGCCCACCGAGGACAGACCGCCUGGCGCUCGGCAUGAAGUUGCAAAAGCUACCCUUCACAGCCCCCAGAGUGAUGUUCGCAAGAGUCACAGACGUCAAUGAAUGUAACGCGCCUGAGCUCAAUUCCUGCCAGAGCGGGACAAAUUGUAUCAACAGAAUAGGAACCUACGAGUGCAGAGGCAACCCGGUUGUUGCACCCACCACCUCCGAGCCGCAUUCGAGCGGAUCGCCACCCUGGAACAGCAGCAGCAGCAGCCCGUCACCUUCAGCGCCCUACCCUCCACCCACAACACCGUGCGGGCCGGAUCCUCUGGCGCCGCCGUACGCCGUCGUCACCGGCUUGAACGCCAUGAGCUUCGGACUGAGCUGGGACGCGGGAUGGACGCAGCAGCAGCGGCAGCAGCAGCUCCAGCAGAGCUACGAGCUGAGGUUGUCAGAGGCUCAGAGCCAGGGCCUGGAGCCCACCACGCUGUACAGCCAGGAACCGCGUUACAACUUCACGGGGUUGCGGCCGGGCGUCGUCUACACGGUGGCCAUCACUAGCAGAAGCUGCGGCAAGAACAGCAGCGCCCUCGUCCAGAGGGUCAAGACCGAUUCUCAGGAACUCGUGGGCUCUGUCCGAGUCAUCAACCGAAACUUCACAGAUGCCAUGGCAAACACGAGCAGCGAAGAAUUCGCCAACUUCUCAAGAGAACUUAUCGCAGAGAUUCUGGCGGGCCUUCCGCCCAACGUAGCGGCACUGGUGGCCAACGGCUUGCUGACCAUCAAGGUCAAGGAGCUGAACAGGGGCAGCAUCGUGGCCGUCAUCGACCUGAUUCUGGGCGGCAGCCUCACGGGCCUCACGUUCGACCAGGUGCUGCUCGCUCUGACACAAGCGCUCGUAAACAGCACGGGGCUGCAGUUCGACUUGGCAGGCUUCAACGUCACCGACACCAAUGAGUGCGCCAACUCAACCCUCAACGACUGCGCGGAGAACGCCACGUGCACCAACACCCAGGGCUCCUACAACUGCACCUGUAAUGUGGGCUUCACGGACCCCAGCUCCAUCGUCGCCGGACGCACCUGCCUGGUGAACACAAACCCCCAGCCCAGCUCUACGGUGGCACCAGGAGGCAGCACAAUCCAGCCCAACGUCACCGCAGCAGCUUCCAGUAUCAACUCAACAGUGCCCGGUGCCACAACCCAGCCCAACGUCACCGCAGUAGAUUCCCUUAUGAACGCAACAGUGCCCGGUGCCACAACCCAGCCCAACAAUAUCACAACACCAGCUUCCAGCGUCAACUCGACAGUGCCCGGUGCCACAACCCAGCCCAACAAUAUCACAACACCAGCUUCCAGCGUCAACUCGACAGUGCCCGGUGCCACAACCCAGCCCAACAAUGUCACCACACCAGCGUCCGGCGUCAACUCAACAGUGCCCGGUGCCACAACCCAGCCCAACAAUGUCACCACACCAGCUUCCGGCGUCAACUCAACAGUGCCCGGUGCCACAACCCAGCCCAACAAUGUCACCACACCAGCUUCCAGCGUCAACUCGACAGUGCCCGGUGCCACAACCCAGCCCAACAAUGUCACCACACCAGCUUCCGGCUUCAACUCAACAGUGCCCGGUGCCACAACCCAGCCCAAGAAUGUCACCACACCAGCUUCCGGCGUGAACUCAACAGUGCCCGGUGCCACAACCCAGCCCAACAACUUCACCACGCCAGCUUCUGGCGUCAACUCAACAGUGCCCGGUGCCACAACCCAGCCCAACAAUGUCACCACACCAGCUUCCGGCGUCAACUCAACAGUGCCCAGUGCCACAACCCAGCGCAACAACAACGCCACCACAGCAGCUGCUGGCAGUAACUCAACAGUGCCCAGUGCCACAACCCAGCGCAACAAUGUCACCACACCAGCUUCUGGCGUCAACUCAACAGUGCCUAGUGCCACAACCCAGCGCAACAACAACGUCACCACAGCAGCUGCUGGCAGUAACUCAACAGUGCCCAGUGCCACAACCCAGCGCAACAAUGUCACCACACCAGCUUCUGGCGUCAACUCAACAGUGCCCAGUGCCACAACCCAGCGCAACAGCAAUGCCACCACACCAGCUUCCGGUGUGAACUCAACAGUGCCCGGUGCCACAACCCAGCCCAACAACAACGUCACCACACCAGCUUCCGGCGUGAACUCAACAGUACCCGGUGCCACAACCAAGCCCAACAACAACGCUACCACCACCACUGCCACACAAGCUGCUGGCGGUAACAACACAACAGUGACCGCUACCACAACCAUAGCCAAUGCCACCACCACCACCACCGCACCAGCUUCUGCCAGCAACGCGUCGUUGACCGCCGUGCCACAUCCGCAGUCGACUCUGCCCACGGCGUUUCCGGCGUCUGCGUUAACGGUGACGUGCGACGGCUCGUACCUGUACGUGCGGAUGCCGAAGGCAAAGCUCGCCCUGUGGGGGGUGCAGCAGUCGGACGUCUACCUGGGCUUGCAGAGCUGCGGUGCGCAGCAGGGAGCGACGUCCGACUCGCUCGAGUUCAAAUCGGCGUGGAGCAACUGCGGGACGAAAGUCAGCAGCAACAUCACGCACACGCUGCUGACGAACACGCUGAAGAGCGGCACCGCCGUGGGGGAUCCCUCCCUGCUCUCCAUCGCCGUGUUCUGCGCGCUCAGCAACAACGUGAACACCUCCACGGGCUUCCCGGUCUCGGGGGGCUUCGUCAUCAACGACACGGUGUACGGCACGGGCUGGUACUCCGUGUCACUGCAGAUGUGGCAGAACGACAGCUCCCUGUCCACCGCGCCCGUCCUGGGCGCCAACGACAAGCUGGUCAUCAAAGUGAACAUCGCGUCUGCCAACCCGAACAUCACGGCCGUGAUGCAGACGUGCUGGGCCACGCCCGGGCCCAGCCAGACGGAUGCUCAGCGAACGGAACUCAUCGCCAACAAAUGCGCAACCACAAACACGGACCUCAAGAUCAUCGAGAGCGGCACGUCCAGUACAGCUAGCUUCGAACUCACCUUGUACAAAUACGUCAACUACACGAUGACCUACAUUCACUGCAGCAUCGGCAUCUGCUUGACGACCGUCCAGAAUUGCAAGCCCGUAUGCAGUGGAAGUUCCAGGUCGUCGUACAUCAGGUCCGAGCGAGAAUCAUCGCCCAACGACAACGUCAUCGAUAUGGGGCCCAUUUACUAUAAGGCCGCCACGACCUCCGCGACGGCGACAGAGCCGACGACAGGGACCGAGAUCACCCCAUGGCGCAUCGCCACGAUCGUUCUGGGCGUGCUGCUGGGCGCCGCGCUGCUCAUUCUGUUGGCCAUUGCUGCCUACCGCGCCGCCUCUCGCAUGCACACGGCUCGCUACGGCAUCGAAGAGCGCAACAAUCCGGCCCGCGCCUCCGCCAACGCCAUCACCAACAGGAACUACAGGGUGCUGUGACCCCCCCCCCCCCGCCUAUUGACCCCGCCGGCAGUCCGGAGGUCACCGGUGCCGUCGAUGACGCCCUGCAGUGCCACCCUGCCGUGCCAUCGAUGACCCUGGGGACAUCGCGCGAACGUCAACAGCGUAAAGCGGGACUUGCCAACAAGCUUCGCUUUCGAGUGUAAAAGAAAUGUCAAACGUGGUACCGAUGCAAUGACAAAGAUGACCCCGAUUAACCUUACAGACUGUUGGGGGUGAGCAUUGUUGGUGAGCAACUAAUAAGGCCCAGGGCCACAUGUAGUUUGGAAAACACCAUGCCAUGCUGCCUUGGGUCUCCCCAGUAGCUAUGCUCCUCCAGAAGCUCGUUCACUUAAGGCCAAGUAAACAUAAUGGAGGCCCAGGACCGGUUCACAUAUCAAUUUGUCAUCAAUACGUAUGACUUGGAAUUUAACUAGGGUUGCCAGGAAAGUAGCAUGGUGUAACUGCACCACCAUUCAUUUCACCACGCCACAAUGACAUUCACACACACACAUCACAGAAUAAAAAAAACCCACUGUAAAUAUAUACUGACACACAAAGACAAAGAUCCAGAUAUAGCCAUAAAAGACUUUCUUUAGUGAAUAGCAUGGGGCACACGAUGAGGUGGGAGGCCAGCACCACUCCCGGCUGCCUUUGUCUCCCUUGUGGCAAUGUUUUACACACCACACCAGGUACUCAUUUGAGGCCGAGUCGACCUAGGGGAGGCCCAGGACCAGUUCAUGUAAUCAGCACUGGUGUUGGUCGUGAACGGGGGUCGCCGGGAUCGUAGCACAACAUGCUGACCACUAUACCACUCCUCACCACACUAUAUCGAAGACCCCCGUGUAGCCUUAACAGACUGUUAGGGCAAGUGCUGCUAGUCAGCACCUUACACUAUAUACGUAUACGCUCUAACGCACACAUACCAAAAAUAAUGUAGAAAAUUCUAAAACACACAUACAUGUUAAAUAAACUACAUUAUCUUUCGUACCCCCCCCCCCACGCCUUCCACACCUAUGUAAACCAGUAACAUUUUCUUAAAUAAGCACUCCUGACUACUGUUGCCAUCCUUGGACUCAUACGCAGUUUCGGCUUGUGCACGAAUGUGGAAGGCCAAUGGACUAAAAUUAAUUUUAUUUUGACGUGGAGAAAAAAAUAUGGGGAAGGGGAUGUAUUUAUUUAAUACUCACAAUUUGUAUGGGAGACCUCCAGUCCUGUGUUUACUUUGUACACGUUUUAAAUGCUUAUUGGAAUGUCUAGUGGCUCCUUUUUUAUAUUUGUAAAAAGAAAAUAAAAAUAUCCAAAUAACUCAGGGGCCUUCGUUGGCUUUGGGAUUGGCAGUGAUGGCGAGGUUGAUGAAGUAAUUCUAUAGCUCUGCUGCAAUUAUUUAUUUACAGAUCAUUCUCAGUCCAUCUUAAUACUAAAAUAGCAUUGAAGUAUGUUUCAUAUCUGCCUCUCAGUGAAAUUCCACCACACAUUAAAACACAUUUUUAAAAACAUCAUUUCGAAGCGUGUAGCUGUUAUACCACCCCCCCCCCCCCCCCCCCGUUUCACUUUUAUCUUAUUGACAUACUCAAGAAUAUUUAAAGCUUCUGUCCAUCUUCCUCGCUGGCUCUCAUGGGCGAUGUGCUGUGCGAGUUACUUGUUUUUUAAUGAAGUAACUUCUGGGCAGUAAAUGUCCCUCUGCGAAAAAAAAGCCAAAAAUGAAGGCUCGACGAUUGUGAAAUGAUUCAGGAAAUUGGAAAAGGUCAAACAUCCCUUUCCCUGCUAACGACUCCCUGACAGAUUCAAGUCAAGACUCUUAGACCUUCCUUUUCUCCUCCGCCUUGCCUGGCUAUCUCUUCUCAUUUAAAAUAACUAUGCACCUUCAUUAUUUUAUUAUUUCCCUUCUACGUGACUUUACCGAAAGAACCAAGAAUACGAAUCCCUGCCGUCACGAAAGCUUUAAAUCGAAAGUCAUCAUCAGCUUUGAUCCCACUCCUCCAGGCUGCCGCGACAAUUGCCGUGGCUCCGACACGCGAGUUCACCUCGUCGGGUCCAUCUCAGUGGUGGUCAUCUUCACGGGCGCGUUUUCUCCUUUAGCUGCCCACUCCAUCAUCAGGUCGCCACCAUUGACCAAACAUCCUUCUGUGCGACAUGCCCCUUUUCAUGCCCACUUUCUUCUUCCUUACCAGUCAGGACGAUGUCUCUAACUUUUUUUUCUUUCUGAACGAUGCGUUGCCGUUUCUGUCUCGCAGUGCCAUUCUAAAUGUGCACGACUUCAGGCUUCUUUGAACAAUGUUCUUUUUUGUGUUCUCGUCCAUUUAUCACCCAGCAUCCGUGUUUUCAAUUCAGGUUUUAUAUAUAUAUAUACCAAUGAUUAUGUCACACUGUUUUGUGAAGAAUCUUGAUAUGCAGUUGGUUCUAGUUUUAUUAUAAAUACAAAACUGUGUUGUUUUGCAUGUACGUUCUUAAAUCUUCGUAACGAAAAAAGGUAUAAAAAUCCUUAUUUUACUACAAUGUUAAAUUCACGUCACGUGCGGAUAAACGAACGUGGUGGUGGAUAAAGUAAUUGUGGAUGCAGAAUUUUCAAGAACCAAAAGCAUCGGGACCGUAUUGUUCGAGUUUACAAAUACAUUAUUAGCAUUGGCCUCGCACAAAAAAAAAAACUCCCGGGGUCACAAAAUGGGCCCAUCCAUUACGGUUGUUUGGGGAUUUCCAAAUGCAGGUGGCGCUCCGCAGAUAUAACCAGAUCGAAGGAAUUAAUUGUCGCGCGAGGAUUUAAAUUAGGGCCCCACACCUGGCACUGAGAGCUUGCAAGUCCCACGGCAGAUCCAUCUGUUCCACCUCCGCGAUUCCUCGGCGUCUCUUUAUGUUAACGAUGAGACAUUGCAUGCUGGCAUUCACUUGUCAGUUAACCUUGCAUCAAAGAAUAUGUAGCAAAACAUGACAUUUUAACUCGAAGUUGGCUCUUCUUUGAAAGAAAGAAUGGGCAAGGAUUUCACUUGUGACUUUCAGUGUGCGGCCAAUGUGAACUUUUUACAAAUUAUUUUCCUGAAUUUUUUGUUGCCAGGUACAAGCCCAAUUUUCUGCGGAACCAAAACUGUAAAACACAUUCCUGCGGAGGGAGCUGGUAGGAACACAUUGGGUUGCUUGGUCAAUGGCCAGGGUCAACGACGGCGUGGUGUUUUCCGCAAAUAUGCCUGACUGUUGGCGGGCACAAGCCGGCGUGAUUAGGUUAAACGUUGAGUUUUAUAAGGGCACCACGGGGUGACCAGCCCCUCCCCACCCAGCCCCAACCCUCCCACCCCCCACCCUCCCCACCCAGCCCCUCCCCACCUUCCCCACCCAGCCCCUCUCCACCCAGCCCCACCCUCCCCACCCUCCCCUCCCCACCCAGCCCCUCCUUGCACGACGGACACAAUAAUCCCCUGUGGGCUGGUGUAACCAGGAGGUUCCUACUUAUAUAAAUUGGUAUGUGCACGGAAGAUCACGCAGAAUGGCUCAUUUGAGACAUUAUGCAGCUCAAGUCGAACCCUUAAAAUAUCAAAUGUAUUACAAUAAAUAAAGCCAAAAAUCUUAGCCGUACUCUAAUAAUCUCUCUCGUAUUCACCGAUGAAAAUGUUAAGGAGGAAAACAAGCCUUAUUGUUAGUGCGGCCAUUUCAAAUGACCUAGAAAGUUGUACAAUGACCUUAAAUACUCAUCCACAGUGAAAACAAAUGCUGAGCAAAUGUCAUCACAUAAGCAUGCUUAUGUUUGGAAAAUAACUCCUCACGGACAACAAGAUAAUUACAUUCCCAGAAACAUUCAUUUGUUAUAAUGGACUGCCAUGUCAACGGAAUUGCCAAAUUUGCCCAGAAUUGUAAACAAUGCUACAAUUUUGCUCAUUUGAACACGAGCUAUUAAUGGUACGAGAUGUGUCCAUGUAAUGGGUUUGAAACAAUAGCGAUUCAUUUGCAGGUUGUGUAUCAAACCAAGAUGGAAUUUUCACUCAUUCUGUAAUUUAAUGAAAAUGAGACUUUAAUUGGCAAACUAACAAAAGGUCCCCCGUCUAUUCAAGCAACUUCUGUCUUGAUUUUGGUGAGUGCAUCGCCUUAAAUGUGUCAAAAAUGUGUCAAAGUGUACUAUUGCAUAUUACGGUUGUGUAAACAAAGCCAAACAAUAAAAUCUGGGUGAAAAAGUGGACAAACCACGAAAUGGACUGGCACCUGAAUGCACGUCUGGCAUGCGCGUUUAAGGUGUGAACCCAGUAGCUCCCUCAGGUCCUCCGGCACUGGUCCUCUUGGUUGUUCCGAAGGCGAGGACUCAAACACUUGUGGGGAGGGCAGCCUUCAGCUGCUGUGGUCCUCGUCUUUGGAACGGUCUGCACGAGGAUCUGAUGGCAUUAGAAUCGGUGAAUGUUUUCAAACGACAUCUAAAAAACGUAACCUUUAUAGAUUGGCUUAUAAUUAGGUUGCCCUGAUUGUGUGCUUAUUAUGAUUUUUUAUUAUACUAUAAGCUCAUUAUGUGUCAUUUUGUUAACGUAUCAUUCUUUUUGUUGUUUACAUUGUGUCAGUCCCUUCAUUUAGUCCUGUAAAGCACUUUGCAUUGCAUUCUUUGCAUGAAUUGUGCUAUAUAAGUCAAGUUUGAUUUGAAAAGUCACAUUCAGGGCCAACUCCAUAUUUAUCCAACACAUUAAAUCGGGUCUCAUAUGUACGUACACAACAAUAUGUUUUGCCUUGGAACAGGUUUUAAUGUGAGUUUGUUAUACCGGGAAUUAAGAAGGCUUGUGUCUUAAUGGGCGCAAAUUGUUUUCAAAUCAAGAGUGAAAUUGACGUGUAUCAUUUAGAGAAAGACUUCAUUAAACUAAUGAGGGGAAGUUUCAGCAGCUUAGAGAAAAUAUGUCAUCAUUUCCCACGGCGUAACCCCAUUGACUUUAUGCACUUAUAAAAUAAACACAGUGAAACUCCAGGAGUAUAAGCUCGUUAGUUCAAUUACUAUAUUGUUGAAUUAUACUAUCAUAUUAAAAGCAUGCUUGUGUGGCAGUAAAGAUUGAGAUAUCAUCA